CGUGCAGCUCGACGCGUCAACGACUUUGCGACCGCCGUGCGCGUGUUCGAGGGUGUCAGGGAGAAAGUCGAGAACAACCAGCAGUACCAAUCAUAUCUGGAUGAGCUCAAGGGUGUCCGUGAGGAGCUUGGUACGUGCCCCGAAAAGCAGAAUCGCUUCUUGGGGCUCAUAUAG
This is a messenger RNA of Phanerochaete carnosa HHB-10118-sp, 174 nucleotides long. RefSeq lists its product as uncharacterized. The record is from RefSeq and is a predicted model, not a curated record. Gene Ontology annotation, biological process: mitochondrial electron transport, cytochrome c to oxygen. The transcript has a single exon. Gene Ontology annotation, cellular component: mitochondrial inner membrane. Lineage: Eukaryota; Fungi; Basidiomycota; Agaricomycetes; Polyporales; Phanerochaetaceae. The annotation marks the transcript as partial.